Molecule: messenger RNA, 1062 nt
Organism: Venustampulla echinocandica
Lineage: Eukaryota; Fungi; Ascomycota; Leotiomycetes; Helotiales; Pleuroascaceae
Product: Beta-xylanase
Exons: 4
Coding region: 1-1062 (353 amino acids)
Biological process (GO): carbohydrate metabolic process
Molecular function (GO): hydrolase activity, hydrolyzing O-glycosyl compounds
Source: RefSeq, a predicted model, not a curated record
AUGCGUUUCACGUCGUCUGUCACAAUGGCCUUGGGCCUUGGUGGAAUGGUCUCCGCCAACCCGGUUCUAUUUAACGCUCGUCAGGUGGCUGGUCUCAAUGCUGCCAUGGUCGCCAGAGGAAGGGAAUACAUUGGUACCUCCUUGACUAUCCGCAAUGAUCAAUCAGAGACGAAUAUCAUCGGCAACAAGAAUGAGUUCGGAUCAAUCACGCCCGAGAAUGCCAUGAAAUGGGAUGCCACAGAGCCAAACCAAGGCCAGUUCACCUUCGGUGGUGCAGACCAAGUGGCCAAUUAUGCAACUCAAAACGGCAAACACAUGCGCUGCCACACUCUCGUCUGGUACAGCCAGCUUCCAGGGUGGGUGUCGAACAGCAACUUCAAUAAUGCCACAUUGAUCAACGUCAUGACAAACCAUAUCAACCGAGUUAUGGGCCAGUACAAGGGUAAAUGCACUCACUGGGACGUUGUCAACGAAGCUCUCAAUGAGGAUGGCACUUACCGCCCUAAUGUCUUCCUCAGUGUCAUUGGAGAGGCGUAUCUCCCAAUGUCUUUCCGUCUUGCCGCUGCUGCCGACCCAUCUGCCAAGCUCUACUACAACGACUACAACCUCGAGUACGCUGAAGCUAAAUCCGAAGGUGCUGCCAGAAUCGUCAAGCUCGUUCAGUCAUAUGGCGUGAGGAUUGAUGGCGUUGGUCUCCAAGGCCACUUGGUUGUUAGCAAGACCCCAACCCAGGACAUUGCUACCCCGUCGCAGGAGAUUCUAGAGAAGAGCUUGCGCAUGUACACUGACUUGGGUGUCGACGUUGCCUAUACCGAAGUUGAUAUCCGUAUGAAUAUGCCGGCUAGUGCGCAGAAUCUCCAAGAACAAGCGGAGUGCUACGGUAGACUGACCAGGGCGUGCAUGGCUGUCGAGCGAUGUGUUGGUAUCACUCUCUGGGGUGUCUCGGACAAAUACUCGUGGGUCCCGCAAACCUUCAAUGGUGAAGGUGCUGCCCUCUUAUGGAACGACAACUAUCAGAAGAAGCCAGCCUACGAUGCUAUGCUGAAGGCUAUCCAGGGGUAA